AUGGAACUCAAUUACAGUUCAGUCUUUAAUUUACCAUUUUUCUUUUUAAAGAAUCUUGGUUUAUGGCAGUCAAAAUCAUCAUGGAAAAUUUACCGAUCUUACGGCUUUAUUCUUUAUUUGAUCUUUUUGGGACUUCCUUUGGUUUGUCAUACAAAAUUUUUCUUUUACAUUGUUAAAAAUGGUACAAUCGCCGAUAUUUCUCACGCCAUUAACAUUUUAUUUUCAUUAUAUGGAACACUUUUCAAGACAUUCUGGUUCGUUAUAAAGUUAGAAAGUAUUAAGGAGAUGCUGGAAGUUAUUUCAACUGAUCAUAAGACUCAUCAACCACGUAAAACUUUCUUAAAUAAUUUUUCCUCCUAUGGAAAUAUUAUGAAAGUUGUUAAAUUUUAUUAUGGUUCAGCAUUGUGGGCGGUAUUAAUGGCUUCUUUAAAUUCUGUUAUUCAUUACAAGAGAAAGGAAGUGAUAUACGAGACUUGGUGGUUUUGGGACUACAAAAGCAAUGACAACUACGUCUAUUGGCCUUUUCUCUGUUAUCAAAUAUUGUUGAUUCUCUAUGGAUGUUUAGUUAAUUACAGCAUCGAUAUUAUUCCGGUUCUGUUCAUGAACUUUGCGUCGAUGAUGUUGAAUAAUUUGUCAGACAAAAUAAGUGUUAAAAACAAUGUGAAGGAAAAUGAAGUGAAAGAUAUUAAAGAGAUCAAAAACCUCGUUGAAUAUCACAAAAAAAUUAAACAAUUCACCGAUGACAUUUCGACUCACACUACAUUUGUUUUCUUCAUUCAAACUUUCAUAAGUUCGUUCAUCUUGUGUGCUUGCACAUUUCUUAUAACAACGACAUCACCGAUUAAUAACACAUCAGAAUUUAUGAGAACUUUUCUUUAUGGCUGUUCGAUGCUGUUUCAAAUAUUUCUUCCCUGUUAUUAUGGAAACGAAGUAUCAGCUACAUCGGAUAAAAUAUCAACGUCAUUGUUUCAUUCAAAUUGGGAAGGAAGAUCCAAAAAGUAUCGGAAAAGUGUUGAAAUAAUCAUGGAAAACUUGAAACAUUCGAUCAAAAUCAGGUUUAAUAAUUUCAUAACAAUAGACUUUGGAACAUUUACAAAGAUUUGUAAUUAUGCUUACUCACUCUACGCUGUUUUUCAGAAAGUCAAUGUCAAAUAA
Clunio marinus is the source of this 1155-nucleotide messenger RNA. The record is from the annotation of a GenBank genome assembly. NCBI's taxonomy places the organism in Eukaryota, Metazoa, Arthropoda, Insecta, Diptera, Chironomidae.